AUUCAAAGAAAUGUUACAUGGACCACGUUUGCGACAUUUUUAAUUGAGCGCAAUCGCACGAAAAUUUAAUUAGUUACUGUUCCAUCCAAACGUGCACGUGUGCUUAUGGGUGCAUGUGCAAGUGUGCUUAUAUCAUUCAAAAAAUACACUUUUAAGCGACCGGCACAACUCCGUACGCACGUAUGUAUGUACAUAUGUACAUAAGUAUGUAAGUCGGUCUGCUACGGUAAAUGUGGAUACUCUGACGUUGAAUUUCAUUUGAAGCCAAAUUUAAACUUCAGUCGUUGUUAAGAUGUUGACGCCAUCGCACAUACUGUCGCGGAAAUAAAUAUUUAAAAGUGCCGUCUCAUUUCAAGCAUACAUACAUAUAUGAGUUCGAUAACAUUGAAGAGAAAAUUACUAUUAGAUACAACCAUACUAAACAGCCCAUUUUUGCAAUCCUGAAUAUUGCCAAUAUCAACACACGUAACAUAAAACGAUUUAUAGUUUGAGGUGUCUUUAAGCGCAAUCAGAAGAUUUUCUCUCAUUACCUAUUUUUGAAAAUCUUCAUUCAUAUUUCGAAAAUUUACCCCGCAAACCGGGGUUGCGAUUUUAAGUUAAUAGAAUACAAAACUAAAGAGGCUAAUUAAAGGAAAGAAGCAUUAAAAUGUUUGGCGCUAGCUCCACGUCUCAGCAGCGGCUUCUUCACAUGGAUAACCCUCUCUACGCAAUCCUGCAAUUCAUCUGGGAUUUACUCGUGUUUCUCGCAAAAACCAUCUUGUUUACCACCCAAACCAUAUAUUAUUCACUACUUCCAAAUUAUUUGAGGAAAAUGAAGAAUGUUUCAGGACAAGUAGUACUGAUCACUGGCGGUGGAGGAGGAGUAGGACGCUUGUUGUCCCUGAACUUUGCCAAACAAAAUGCUCGUGUGGUCAUAUGGGACAUCAACCAAGAAGCUAUCAAAACUACCAUGGAUUUACUCGCCCGAAAUGGGUAUACCUGUAAAGGAUAUGUAGUUGAUAUAUCUGACCGUGACCAAGUGUAUGAGCGAGCGGCACAAACUAUUAACGAAAUAGGUAAUAUCGAUAUACUAUGCAAUAAUGCUGGUGUCGUUUGCUGCCGUCCAUUCUGGGACUUACCUGAUCGUGUUAUACAGAAUACAUACAACAUUAACAUAAUUUCCCACUAUUGGACAGUGAAAGCUUUUCUUCCGCAAAUGAUGCAAAAUAACAGGGGUCACAUUGUGACUGUGGGUUCAGUGACUGGCAUGUUAGGCACUUACGGUUGUAGUGAUUAUAGUGCAACAAAAUUUGCCUGCGUUGGAUUUCAUGAAAGCCUCUUAACCGAUUUAAAAACACACGGAUAUGAUGGCAUACACAUGACAUUGAUUUGUCCUUAUUAUAUCAAUACCGGUAUGUUCUCAGGCGUACGACCACGAAUGUUUCCAAUGUUGCAUCCACAGUAUGUUGCUGACCGCAUACUUGAAGCUAUUCGAAAGAACGAAGUAUGGUGCGUGCUACCUCAUACUAUACGGAUACUUACUCCACUGAAAUGUCUAUUGCCCGCGAAAGUGUGCUGGGAACUAAUGUCAAGGGUUAUCCGUGGGCCAGAAUCAAUGAUGAUGUUUCAAGGGCGGGGCAGAGUUCCCGCAGGUUAAGAUAAUAGCGGAAUAUAGCGAUUUAUGUUUAAAAUUACGAUGGUCAUGUUCUCAUUAGAUCCAUUUUGAAAUCAACAUAUUAAUAAUUCUUAUUUAUUUUACUUUUGCAAGGAUGGUUAGCAGCCCUCGAUUAUGUCGAUUAUUAAUAUUGCUUUGCAGUCGAAGGAGUUUUUCAACAAACAAUUUUAUUUUAUUUAAAAUUUUUGUUGAAAAGGUAUAUGUAUGAAUGCUUUUAUGUUUUUUCUAUAUUUCAAAACCAUCGCAAAUGCACAAAAACAAUUAGCAAAUUAAAGAAUGUUUAAUCUGUACACGAUUAGCAUAUGUUAUAAUUAUUUGGUAUUUAUAUUUAAUAAAGAAAAAACUAUAGUGGCCCAAAAUACAAACGCAAUUACCAAAUCUAGUGGAAUAUUUGGUGCAUAUGAAAAACACAUUAUUAAAAAAAU
Messenger RNA from Bactrocera tryoni, 2079 nucleotides. RefSeq names its product epidermal retinol dehydrogenase 2. The record is from RefSeq and is a predicted model, not a curated record. Bases 647 to 1636 code for a protein of 329 amino acids. Gene Ontology annotation, molecular function: oxidoreductase activity, acting on the CH-OH group of donors, NAD or NADP as acceptor. Gene Ontology annotation, cellular component: lipid droplet. Lineage: Eukaryota; Metazoa; Arthropoda; Insecta; Diptera; Tephritidae. The transcript has 4 exons.